Molecule: messenger RNA, 813 nt
Organism: Paraglomus brasilianum
Lineage: Eukaryota; Fungi; Glomeromycota; Glomeromycetes; Paraglomerales; Paraglomeraceae
Source: the annotation of a GenBank genome assembly
AUGAAAAUUCUCGCACUAUUCCUUGCUCUCACUGCAAUAGCCUUUGCUUCCGCUACAUCGACUCGGCUGCAAAGUAGAUCUAACUUUACGUCUCUUGAAACAAGGAACCUUGGAAGCGGCAAACUUGCCUUUUUGACAGACGCUAUUAGUAACGGUUGUGCCGAUCCAGGCUAUGAUCCAUGUCCAGAUGGCAGUGGCUGUUGCCCUACAGGCUCGACAUGCUUAAUCGACAAAUGCGACAUUCCCUGCACGAUUCAAGAUAUACCUUGCGGGGAUGGUUGCUGUUUUUCUUAUCAAACUUGCCUAUCUGACUUUACAUGCAGUGGCUCUGGUGGCGGCUCUGGUAGUGGUGGCUCUGGUAGUGGUGGCUCUGGUGGCGGCUCUGGUGGCGGCUCUGGUAGUGGUGGCUCUGGUAGUGGCUCUGGUGGCGGCUCUGGUAGUGGCUCUUCUAGUGGUGGUGGCUCUAGUGGCGGCUCUGGUAGUGGUGGCUCUGGUAGUGGCUCUGGUAGUGGCUCUGGUGGCGGCUCUGGUAGUGGCUCUUCUAGUGGUGGUGGCUCUGGUGGCGGCUCUAGUGGUGGAGGCUCUAGUGGCGGCUCUAGUGGCGGCUCUAGUGGUGGCUUUAGUGGUGGAGGCUCUAGUGGUGGAGGUUCUGGUGGCAGUGGUUCUGGUAGUGGAGGUUCUGGUGGCGGUGGUUCUGGUGGCGGUGGCAACAACAAUAUAACAAGCGUCGCUUCUAAAACGCAGAUGCAAUUAUCUACCAAGCUUCUGACAAUGACAAUUGUUGUCCUAAUUUAUGUGUUCAGUUAUAUGUAG